UGUUGUUGUUGAUGAUGAUGAUGAUGAUGAUUGAUGAUGAUGAUGAUGAUGAUGAUGACGAUUGAUGAUGAUGAUGAUGAUGAUGAUGAUGAUGAUGAGGAUGAGGAGGAGGAGGAGGAUGAGGAUGAUGAUGAGGAUGAUGAUGAUGAUCAUCAGCAGCAGCUGCAGCAGUAGCAGGAGGAGGAGGAGGGGGAGGAGCAGAAGGAUGGCGGCAAGGGAAGAGGAGGAGAGAGUUGUAUUGAUGAUGACGAUCACGAUGAUGAUGAUGGUUCAUGAUGAUGAUUGCUUACGGCUAUGGUGGUAAUGAUGAUGAUGAUGAUGAUGAUGAUGAUGAUGAUGAUGAUGAGGAGGAGGAGGAGGAGGAGAACGAUGAUGACGGUGAUGCUGCUGCUGCUGAUGAUGAUGAGGAGGAGAAAUGGAACGAUGAUGACGAUGGAGGAGGAGGAGGAGGAGGAGGAGGAGGAAGAAGUAACCAGCCGGGUUAUGAUGGCAGCGAUGGCGAUGAUAAUGAGGAUCUGCCUGCGAACAUGCUUGGCUGCUUCGUCAUGGGCUUUGUCGCAAUGGCCUGGAGAGAUAGCCUAAUGUCCUAUUCAGAGGAGGUGUUUGUGGGUCUGACGACGGGGUUCUGCGGGUGCCUCACAACAUUUGCGAGUUGGAAUCAGCGCAUGGCCGCUAUGUUCGCUGCCGGAUUCUGGGUGAGGGGACUGUUGGGCUUGCUGGUUGGGUUUGAACUGUCGUUCAUGUCCCUGUUGAUAGGAAAGGAUGUGGGCAGAGCUGUCAUGGGCGCUGUACGGUUCAGACAUAAGAAUCCGAACGCAGAUGCAGCGGGUUCACCGGCCGCGUUGGAUGGCGGUAGAUCCUCCAGUACCCCUGCUCCCACUUGCAGACGCAAGUACGCGCAGCUAGCAAUCUUUGCGGUUUCCUGGCUUUUGUUGAUGGCGGGGGCCAUUUCUAGAACCGUGACGGACUCCAGCUCGUUCCGUCGGCGCAAGCUGUGGAUGUCGAUCGCCAUCUCGGCUCCGGGUGUCUGGUUGAGGUGGAGGCUGGGGGCUCUAAACCGUCUGUCGCCGGGUGACCCCAAGCGUGAGCUUCUUCGUUGGCUGGCAUGGAUGCCGCUUGGCACAUUUGCCGCCAACAUGCUAGGCGCUGCUGCUUCUGCCAUGCUGUCUGUGCUGGCUCUGGAGUACCCAACCUACUGGCCAAAGCUUGUCACUUCUUCUAUUCAGAUGGGCUUUUCAGGUUGCCUAAGCACAGUCUCAACGUUUGUGUUGGAAGUGCACAAACUCCGGACGUCUCCGAAGAAGCAAUACCAAGCAUGCCCAUUGCAGCACCCAAGUCGAUAUGUCCGCAUUGAGGCACGGCUGCGGAGAAUGAAGAAAGGGCAUUCCAGUGGAAGAACCGCUGCCGCACCAGCAGGAGUAUCAACUGCCUCGGCAGCAGCUUCAGCGGCGCCUUCGUCAGUCGGCAGUGGAGCUGACAGGGAUGCAUUCUUUAGACAGGGUGUGAGGCUUAUCCUAGGAAGAUGGACAGCGCUUCAGCUUGCGGUGGAGAAUGGAUGGGGAGGCAGACAAAGCCAUGCAAAGGAGAUUGCCUUGGGCGAUCAGAUCGUGGACUGGUUCUACUCUACGAAAGAUUUAUACCCGGACGAGCUUGAGAAUCUGUUGGAUAGGGCGAUGACAGACAGUUUCAACACGGAACUCGAUGAUGGGAGCAUUGAACAGGUCGCAGAUGACUUGCUGAACAUGUACGAUGAUUGCAGGGAUUGCAAAUUUGAUAGAGUUCUAAAGCUUGCUGCUUCCGUCGGGAAUAGGUCCGCACUAGCAAGCAGCCAGCGGGUGAAAACUGGAGGCUCGGAGGAUGACGAUGAUGACGAUGACAAUGACGAUGAGGAUGACGACAACGAGAAGGGCGAAAAUGCGAUGGAUGUCAUGGAGGAGGAUACAGCCAGAGGAAGCGAUGGUGCUAGUGCAGCCAGGGGAGUAGGAGGUGAGGAGAUGGAGGUAGAGGUUGGAGGUGGCGCACAGAGGGUAGCUUCCGAAGCUGACGGUCAAUUGGGUGCUGCUGCAGGAAGCCAGGCAGGUUCCAUUGCUGGCGUGCCUGAUGCUGCGGGUCCAGGAUUGACUGCUGAAGAAGUGGCCGAUGGCUGGGAGACUGUGCCAGCAAAGGGGAAGAGAAAGGGGAAAAAAUGAGAGAGAGAGAGAGAGAGAGAGAGAGAGAGAGAGAGAGAGAGAGAGAGAGAGAGAGAGAGAGAGAGAGAGAGAGAGAGAG
Molecule: messenger RNA, 2268 nt
Organism: Chara braunii
Lineage: Eukaryota; Viridiplantae; Streptophyta; Charophyceae; Charales; Characeae
Source: the annotation of a GenBank genome assembly